Molecule: messenger RNA, 1590 nt
Organism: Brassica oleracea var. oleracea
Lineage: Eukaryota; Viridiplantae; Streptophyta; Magnoliopsida; Brassicales; Brassicaceae
Product: GTPase Era-like
Exons: 9
Coding region: 52-1347 (431 amino acids)
Biological process (GO): ribosomal small subunit assembly
Molecular function (GO): rRNA binding; ribosomal small subunit binding; GTP binding
Source: RefSeq, a predicted model, not a curated record
AUCUCACAAACCAGUGAGAGAGCUAUCGAUUCAAAAAAACCAAAUCCGACAAUGGCGGCCUCCCCGAAUAUUCCACCCACUCUUUCCCGCUACAAAUUCUUCUCUACUUCCGUCGUUGAGAACCCUAACUUCUCUCCACAUCAUCACAAUAUCGAUAACCGUCGGCGGAGACUGAUCAAAUCGCAUCUUCAAGCGCAGAACAAUACUACCGCUAUCAGCUACGGCGGUCCUCGGACGGAACUCGCCUCCUCGAAGAAGCUAUGGAUCAGGCAACAACGAAGCUUCAGCGAAACGGAGGUUGAGCAAGGACAAUUAGGAGAUGAUGAAGAAGAAGAGCUAGAGGCGAGCCUGCUCUCGUUGAGCGUGAAGCCGGACAGAAACAUGGCGUUGCUCGACGAUUACGAGAUGGAGGAGCUUGGCCACACUCCUCCUGAUACUAAUCAUCGCAGCGGAUACGUGGCGGUGGUUGGGAUGCCGAACGUGGGGAAAAGCACGCUUUCGAAUCAAAUGAUUGGUCAGAAGAUCUCCAUUGUUACUGAUAAACCUCAAACCACGAGGCAUCGGAUUCUCGGUAUCUGCUCUACCCCUGAUUAUCAGAUGAUACUUUAUGAUACGCCUGGUGUAAUCGAGAAGAAGAUGCAUAGGUUAGACACUAUGAUGAUGAAGAAUGUGCGUGACGCUGCCAUCAACGCCGACUGCGUUGUCAUUCUUGUUGAUGCUUGUAAAACGCCUGCUAAUAUAGACCAAGUCUUGAAAGAGGGCUUGGGAGACCUCCAAAAGAGGCCACCCAUGCUCCUUGUUAUGAACAAGAAAGAUCUCAUUAAACCUGGUGAGAUUGCCAAGAAACUCGAGUGGUAUGAAAAAUUUACUGAUGUUGAUGAAGUUAUACCUGUGAGCGCAAAGUACGGACAUGGAGUAGAGGAUGUGAAAGAGUGGAUCUUAUCCAAACUUCCCUUUGGCCCACCUUAUUAUCCCAAGGAUAUUGUGAGUGAGCACCCAGAGAGAUUCUUUGUUACUGAGAUCGUUAGAGAGAAGAUAUUUAUGCAGUACCGAAAUGAAGUUCCUUAUUCAUGCCAGGUGAACGUGUUGAGCUACAAAACUAGACCAGCUGCAAAAGAUUUUAUUCGAGUGGAAGUAGUAGUGGAUAAAAAUUCACAGAAGAUCAUCCUUAUAGGAAAAGAAGGGAAAGCUUUGAAGACGCUAGCAACGGCUGCUCGACUUGACAUUGAAGAUUUCCUUCAGAAAAAAGUCUUCCUUGAGGUGGAAGUGAAAGUGAAAGAGAAUUGGAGACAAGAUGAGGGACUUCUCAAGUACUAUGGAUAUGGAGGACAGAUCAGAGCUAUGUAAGUAAGUAAGUAGUGUGUCGUGAUCUGUUGCCUUCAAAUGGGGUAUUAUGAAGAAGAUUAGAAAGAGCAAAUGGUAGGGCUCGGUCAGCUUUUUUCCCCCAUUUUGUUUUGUUUGUAUUUAACCGAUACGGCUCAGCCUCAGGUUAGCUUUUGUUUUCAAUCUCAAUCCAGGAAAAUUAAAACUCCUUUUACUUCUUUUGUUUUGUUCCACUAAACUAACCACCGAAUAUUUAUUUCAUAAUCA